CAAUAUGGAGGAUGAAGUGUACCAACGUAAACUCAAAUCUAAUCUGAAGCAGAAGUUUGAAUGUGUGUUUGAGGGGAUUGCCAAAGCAGGAAACCCAACUCUUCUGAACCAGAUCUACACAGAGCUGUACAUCACAGAGGGAGAGAGUCUAAAGGUCAAUGAUGAACAUGAAGUCAGACAGAUUGAAACAGCAUCCAGGAAACCAGCAGGAACAGAAACACUGAUAAAAUCUGAAGACAUCUUUAAACCUUUACCUGGAAAAGAUAAGCCAAUCAGAACACUGAUGACAAAGGGAGUGGCUGGCAUUGGGAAAACAGUUUUAACACAGAAGUUCACUCUGGACUGGGCUGAAGAUAAAGCCAAUAAGCACAUAGAGUUCACCUUUCCAUUCACUUUCAGAGAGCUGAAUCUGCUGAAAGAGAAAAAGUUCAGCUUGGUGGAACUUCUUCAUCACUUCUUCACUGAGACCAAAGAAGCAGGAAUCAGAAAGUUUGAGCAGUUCCAGGUUGUGUUGAUCUUUGACGGUCUGGAUGAGUGUCGACUUCCUCUGGACUUCAAGAACAACCAGAUCCUGACUGAUGUUACAGAGUCCACCUCAGUGGACGUUCUGCUGACAAACCUCAUCAAGGGGAAACUGCUUCCCUCUGCUCACCUCUGGAUAACCACACGACCCGCAGCAGCCAAUCAGGUCCCUCCUGAGUGUGUUGACAUGGUGACAGAGGUGAGAGGUUUCACUGACCCACAGAAGGAGGAAUACUUCAGGAAGAGAUUCAGAGAUGAGGAGCAGGCCAGCAGAAUCAUCUCCCACAUCAAGAUGUCACGAAGCAUCCACAUCAUGUGCCACAUCCCAGUCUUCUGCUGGAUCACUGCUACAGUUCUGGAGGACGUGUUGAAAACCAGUGAGGGAGGAGACCUGCCCAAGACCCUGACUGAGAUGUACAUCCACUUCCAGCUGGUUCAGUCCAAACAAGGGAACGUCAAGUAUCACAGCAGAGCUGAGACAGAUCCACUGUGGACUCCAGAGACCAGGAAGAUGAUCCUGUCUCUGGGAAAACUGGCUUUUGAGCAGCUGGAGAAAGGCAACCUGAUCUUCUAUGAAGCAGACCUGGCAGAGUGUGGCCUUGAUAUCAGAGCAGCCUCAGUGUACUCAGGAGUGUUCACACAGAUCUUCAAAGAGGAGCGUGGGCUGUACCAGGACAAGGUUUUCUGCUUCGUCCAUCUGAGCCUUCAGGAGUUUCUGGCUGCUCUUUAUGUCUUUCUGACUUUCACCAACUCUGGAGUCAAUAUGCUGACAGAGCAACAAUCAGCCUCCUGGUGGUCUACAUUGUUCAACAAGAAAUCUAAUUUAAAACUCCUCCUCCAGAGUGCUGUGGACAAGGCCUUACAGAGUCCAAAUGGACACCUGGACUUGUUUCUCCGCUUCCUCCUGGGUCUUUCAAUGGAGACCAACCAGCAUCUCCUACGAGGUCUGCCGACACAGGCAGGAAGUAGCUCACAGACCAACCAGGAAACAGUCCAGUACAUCAAGGAGAAGAUCAGAGAGAAUCCCUCUCCAGAGAGAAGCAUCAACCUGUUCUACUGUCUGAAUGAGCUGAAUGACAAUUCUCUAGUGGAGGAGAUCCAACAGCACCUGAGUUCAGGACGUCUCUCCAGAGUGAGACUCUCUCCUGCUCAGUGGUCAGCUCUGGUCUUCAUGUUGCUGUCAUCAGAAGAAAAACUGGAUGUGUUUGACCUGAAGAAGUACUCUGCUUCUGAGGAGGCUUUUAUGAAACUGCUGCCAGUGGUUGAAGUCUCCAAAACAUCUCUGUAA
Molecule: messenger RNA, 1810 nt
Organism: Myripristis murdjan (pinecone soldierfish)
Lineage: Eukaryota; Metazoa; Chordata; Actinopteri; Holocentriformes; Holocentridae
Product: protein NLRC3-like
Exons: 3
Coding region: 5-1810 (601 amino acids)
Source: RefSeq, a predicted model, not a curated record